Messenger RNA from Sorghum bicolor (sorghum), 810 nucleotides. RefSeq lists its product as uncharacterized. The record is from RefSeq and is a predicted model, not a curated record. NCBI's taxonomy places the organism in Eukaryota, Viridiplantae, Streptophyta, Magnoliopsida, Poales, Poaceae. Bases 251 to 616 code for a protein of 121 amino acids. The transcript has 3 exons.
GAAAAGCAAAGGCACCGCAGCACUCACUCGUGGGCGUGCGCGCGCGCAAGCAACAGGCCCAAGACCAAAGAGGCCGGGCCUGCUUGGGCCCACGGUUAAUCGGAGUUGUUAAGGCAGACCGACCGACCGAGGAAGCAAUCGCAAAUUCACAAUCGCAGUCGCCACCAAACCCUAGCCGACGUACGCUUCCCCAAUCCUUGCUGGCCGACGACGCCUCCCCGCCCAUCCGGCUUCUCCGAUCCUUCCUGCCAUGUCUGGGACUCCUCGGCGGGAUCUGGGCCCGCCGCCGGCGUACUCUACGCCUCCCACCUCUGAGACGAAGAUGCAGGUUGAACAUCUGUUGGCGACUUUAGAAAAAGAGGGAGUGCAGAUAGAUGACAAGAUAACUAGUAUCAUUGUUGAUGAGAUAGCUAAAAUCAAAGCUGAAGCUUCGAGGGAGGCAAGCAAUGAGUCAAACAGAGGGGGAAUGACGUUGUGGUCUGCUGUUGUAACUUGUUUUGGCCUCACACUUUUCACCGUUGUAUCUGUUUCUGCUGGUUACGAUAUGGGAGUAAAAUGGUUUGAGAAUGCCUUCCGUGAAGAAUUUGCCAGGAGAACAAAACGUGUAAAGAAGUAGCUAGCCUAGGGUUUACAGUUGCAGCCUUCUUGCAGGUCCACUCUAUUUAUGAUAUGUAAAACUAAGUAUGUAAUCAUGGUGGAACCUAUUUAGUGUCUAAAUAAUUGUCGUGCUAUACUGGUUUUUGGCAUGUGUAAUUGAUCAUGCAUCUGUUAUAUAUAUAAGCUGCGCGCGUGGAGCACGUGCUUGUGGUA